Molecule: messenger RNA, 2463 nt
Organism: Physella acuta
Lineage: Eukaryota; Metazoa; Mollusca; Gastropoda; Physidae
Cellular component (GO): cytoplasm
Molecular function (GO): pseudouridylate synthase activity; hydrolase activity, acting on glycosyl bonds
Source: RefSeq, a predicted model, not a curated record
GCAAGAAAAAACAUCAAAUUGAAUCAAGAUGUUGAAACAGAGGCAUGUUGUGAGAAACUGCCUCCACAAAUGUCUGCUAUACAGAGAUACAAAGAUGUUUAGCCAAGUGAAUGCUUCAUGUAACAAUUUUAUCAGAGUGUCAGAUGAAGUUAGGGAAGCAAUACAUGCCAGAAAGCCUGUUGUAGCUUUGGAAAGUACCAUAAUCACCCAUGGCAUGCCAUACCCUCACAAUUUUAGCACAGCCUUGAGUGUGGAGAGAAGGGUCAGAGAAAAUGGAGCGGUCCCUGCUACAGUAGCUGUUUUGAACGGGAAACUCUGUGUUGGUCUGUGUGAUACAGAACUGAUCUUGUUGGCAGAAAAAAAUUCAAACCUCAUCAAAGUUUCUCGGAGAGAUCUACCAUAUGUCUUAAGUCAGGGUUUAAGUGGAGGAACAACAGUUUCUGGGACAAUGAUUGCUGCACAUCUAGCUGGGAUUCCUAUCUUUGCCACAGGAGGAGUGGGAGGUGUCCAUAGAGGGGCGGAGACAAGCUUUGACAUAAGUGCAGACUUAACAGAACUAGGUCGCACACCUGUUACUGUGGUGUCUUCUGGAAUAAAGUCUAUCCUGGAUAUCCCCAAGACUUUAGAAUACCUGGAAACUCAAGGUGUGUGUGUGGUGACCUUUGGCAAAGACAAGAAUUUCCCAGCAUUCUUCUCACCGGAUAGUGGCUGCUUGUCACCUUACAAUGUGCAAACACACCUGGAAGCUGCUCAGCUAAUUAAUACCCAGCUCAAGUUUGGACUGACCAGUGGAACUCUAGUUGCUGUGCCCAUCCCUGCAGAGUUUGCAGCUACAGGGGAGAUAAUCCAACAUGCAAUUAAUGAAGCUCAUGAACUGGCUAGAAAAAACAACGUAACUGGCAAGGAAGUCACACCUUACGUCCUGAAGACGAUAAAUGAAUUAACAGAGGGGGAAUCUCUUGUAGCCAACAUAGCUCUUGUAGAAAACAAUGCCUCUGUGGCUGCUGGGAUUGCCCUUUGUCUGUCCCAACUUGAGAGUGGUGUCCCCUUAGAGCAGAUAGCCACACCCCCUCAGACAACUUCCUGUUCACUCCUGUCGUCCCCUGCUCUCAAGUCUGCCUUAGAGGACUCAGCCAACAAGUUGAAGAAAAACUUGCCUUCAGACAGUGUGCCCACAUGUGAUAAAAGUAAACUUUGUGGUAGGCCUAUUGUGAUUGGGUCGACUGUUGUGGAUUACAGUGUCCAAGUUAAUGACCCUAAAUUUCAGCUAAAUGGUGGCACAUAUCCAGGCAAAGUGUCGCAGUCCUAUGGUGGUGUAGGCAGAAACUUGGCUGAUUGUUUGAGUCGCUUAGAAUACAAUCCAGUUUUUUUAUCUGCAGUAGGAAAUGACUCACAUUCCUCUGCAAUGUCAGCCUUUUGUGGCCACAUGGAUCUGAGUUCAGUACAAAAAGUUCCAGAGAUGUCCACAGCCUCCUGCUAUGUCCUCCUGUCCCAGGGCAAGUUUCUGUUGGGUAUUGGGGACAUGGACAUCAACUUUAAAUUUGACAUUGAUCAUGUGAAAAAUUUUGAAUCUCUGCUUGAAUCAGCACCUAUUGUCGUGCUAGAUGGAAACUUUACGCCUCAAGUCAUUCACUCUGUUGUUACUAAAUGUGCCAAAUUUUCUGUACCAGUUUGGUUUGAGCCUACAGACCUGUUCAAAGCCAAAAUCCCAUUUGAAACAGAUGCCUGGAAAAAUUUAACCUUUAUAUCUCCUAAUUUGGGAGAGCUCAUCUCUAUGUACCAAAGCUUUUUAGCAAAGACGGGUCAGAAGGAGAUGGAAGUAAACAUUUCGGAGGAGUCCUCAAGCCUGGAUGAGAUUUUGGAGAUAUCUGUUCCCAUGUGCCGGCAUUUGGUCAAACACAUUCCAGUAGUUUUACUGACCCUAGGGCGCCAUGGUGUGCUACUCUGUCACAGUCUAGGCAACAUUCAGCAGUUGCUUCCCCUACCAUUAGACAACAGAAGCAGGAACACAUUCUCAGCUACAUAUUACCCAGGGUUCAGCAAGGACAUGGAACCUUCUAGAAUUGUUAGCGUCUCAGGAGCUGGUGAUUGCCUUGCGGCUACAGUUGUGGCUGGCAUGUUGGCAGGUGACCCAGCAGACGUGUGCAUCAAGAACGGCCUGUGGGCGGCCUACCUGUCCCUGCUGUCUGCCAGCGCAGUGCCGGACACCAUCACAAGGGCCAGCAUAAAGACGCAGACAGACUUGCCAUACGUGCCUCUAGAUAAAAGUUCUCUAUGCUAGAUCUUAUAUUAUUUUUUGGUUUCUUAGGGAUUCAUCAAUUUUACACAUGUUGGUUAGUGAUUUUGUGCUAUAUAUCAAUGUUGAAGUAUAGAUGCAAUAGACCUACUCUACAUAUCAGUAAUGAAGAAUAGGUACAAUGGACCUACUUGACCAUUAUUGAAGUAUAGAUGUAGUUGACCUAC